AUUCAGUUCGCCUCCAGAGACGCCAAGCCGUGGAAGACCGCAGAUUCGAACGGUUUCUCGUUGGGGUUAAAUACAGUUACAAAUAUAUAUCUACACCUAUAUAUAUAUAUAGAGAGAGAGAGAGAGUGAGAGAGGGAGAGGGAGAGUAUGGCGUCGCCGUCAAUGUUGACCAACCUGGCCGCUGUGGUCAAGGAGGCCAAGGACGAGGAGAUUCCUGUGCCCAAAUCGGAUGAUUUCUUUGAAUCGAAAACAUUCCGACUCCUCACCCUAAUCCUCUAUAUGGGCGGCGUCAGCGGCAUGGGCCUAACGCUGGCCAUGUACUAUCUAUUCAUCUGGGACUCACGCAUGCCGCCGCUGCCCGUCUUCAAGCAUACGCAUCCAAUUGGCUAAGCCGGGAUAGGGAAGACCCCUCGCCGCAACCAUCAUCGAAACCUUUUAUUUGG
Molecule: messenger RNA, 443 nt
Organism: Drosophila virilis
Lineage: Eukaryota; Metazoa; Arthropoda; Insecta; Diptera; Drosophilidae
Gene: inaF-B
Product: inaF-B
Source: RefSeq, a predicted model, not a curated record